Messenger RNA from Colletotrichum paranaense, 1647 nucleotides. RefSeq names its product esterase. The coding region runs from base 1 to 1647 and encodes 548 amino acids. The record is from RefSeq and is a predicted model, not a curated record. The transcript is spliced from 3 exons. Lineage: Eukaryota; Fungi; Ascomycota; Sordariomycetes; Glomerellales; Glomerellaceae.
AUGAAGUUCAUAAACACCUGCCUGCUGAUGGCAGCUUCGGCCGCGGCCCAGACUACCGCCCCAGCCCCGACAGCAACCUCCGGCUCCGGAUCCCUCCCGUCUGUGACCCUCGACUACUGCACCGUCGUCGCCACCGCCGGUAACGAGUCCGUCGGCUACUACAAGUACCAAAACAUCCGCUACGCCGCCGUUCCCACCGGCGACCUUCGAUGGGCCAAGCCUCAAGCGCCCCCCGUCGAGACGGAAGUCAACACUGGUGACCUGGCCUCGGCCGAUGUCGCCUGCAGCUCCGCCGAGGACUGCCUUUACGUCGAUGUCUGGGCUCCCGCCGAUGCUGCGGGCAAGAACCUCCCCGUGAUGGUGUGGACCUACGGUGGUGGCUUCACUGGCGGAAGCAAGUCCGAGAACACUCCGGAGGGUCUCUUUGACCUUUCCACCGACUUCGUCUACGUCGCGUACAACUAUCGCCUCGGUAUGACUGGCCUUGCCAAUGGCCCUACCUUCUUGCACGAGGGUGGUACCUCCAACACCGCCAUCUGGGACGUCACUGCCGCUUUCGAGUGGACCAAGAAGUACAUUAGCAACUUUGGCGGUAACCCCGACGAUGUCACCGCCGUGGGCUUCUCUGCCGGUGGCUCCCAGACUCUCUUCCAGAUGACUCGCUUCGCCGGCCACGCCGAACAGCUCUACAACCGCGCCUACGUCAUGUCCCCCGGCUUCGUCCCCGGCGCCGGCCACCAGCACGCCGAAGCCUUCUGGCAAAACGUCUCCACCGAGGCCGGCUGCUCCGGCGGCAGCCUCGAGUGCAUGCGCUCCAUCGACUUCGACACCCUCAACACGGCAGCCACCACGGUCCAGGACGCCUACGACUACCAAUUCCAGCCCCGCGUCGACGGCGACAUCAUCGCCGACACCUACGAGGCCCAGUUCUACCAGCGCCGCUUCAACUUCUCCGGCCCCGUCGUCAUCACCCACGAACAGCACGAGGCCAACGGCCAGGCCUACGACGGUGUGAACACCACCGAGGAUGUUGCCGCUUACCUCCGCAUCUUCUUCCCCGCCAUCAACGAUGCCGUUGUUGACGAGAUUCUGUCGCUUUACCCCGAGGAUGAUUACACCUCCCCUGGUCUGCGCUUCUCCGACAUGAAGCAGCACUUUGACUUGACUGCCCACAACCUGGCCCUGACCCACGCCAUGAACAAUCAGACCUGGAACGCCAUGGUUGCCCUUGACCAGGCCACUCACGGCACUGACCAGAGCUACUACUGGUACAGCACCUACUCCCUAUCCGACUCCACCUCCAGCACCGGCACCACCACAUCCAACUCGACCGCUACCUCCGCCGCCGCCUCCACCACAGCUUCCUCCAGCGCCGGUGGUCCUCCCUCCGGUGGUGCCGGCGGACCUGGCGGUGGCUCUAGCUCCGUCAAUGCCACCGUCGCCGUCAUGAUGCAGAAGUACCUCAUGUCUUUCGUCCUGACCGGCAACCCCAACACCAUGUGGCCCGAGGACAAGAUUGAGUGGCCCCAGUACGGCAACAGCUCUGCUGCCGGCACCCAGCUCGUCUUCAACACCACCUUCUACCUUGAGGAGGACGACCUGGCGAAUGCCCAGGCCAAGUUCUGGAACAAGGCUCUUUGGUACUGA